Molecule: messenger RNA, 1202 nt
Organism: Moneuplotes crassus
Lineage: Eukaryota; Ciliophora; Spirotrichea; Euplotida; Euplotidae
Source: the annotation of a GenBank genome assembly
UACAAAUCUCAAACAUGGAAGAAGACUCCUCCAUCUUUUCAAGCAUCUCAGAAAAUGAGACUAAAUAUAUUCAACUCAAAAUAGGCAGCUUGUUAAACCGCUCAUUCACUGAAUUCAUCUCCCAGGCUAAGAAGUCAGGGGACUACAAAAAGUUCCUGAAAGCGCAAGAUCUCCAAGAAGAAGGGGAAUAUCAUUUCAUUAAGACUGAUAAGGAGCCGAGCAGUCCAAUGUCCAAGUCUGAGUCUGAAGACCAAUUUGACCCUGCUCAUGAGUUUAUAGAAAUUAUUUGUAACGUACCUAGCUCUGAAGAGCUCAAAUCUAGUGGAAACUCCAUCCCAAACCAGAAAUAUCUAAAGAAAAAGAGAAAGGCUGUUUUCAGUAACCCUGAAGAUGUAUUCAACCAGGAAUCCUUUGUUCCUCCUAAGUAUGAGAAGGCAGAGUCUGAGAGAGUCAAGAUCAAGAACGCGCUGAUGAAUAAUAUGUUAACCAAAAAGCUCUCUGAUGAGUCCAUAAAUACACUCAUUGCAGCAUUUCAGAAGAAAACUUUCAAUAAGGACGAUGUUAUUAUUCAAUAUGGCGAUGAUGGCAAGGAAUACUUCGUACUUGAGGCCGGUGUCCUCCAGUGUGAAGUCUUUGAUGAAGAGACCAAGGAAUCUUCAGUCACUAGGACUAUUACAGAAGGGAAUGCUUUUGGAGAACUAGCCUUACUCUACCAAACGCCAAGAUCUGCUACUAUUACUGCUUUGACUGAUUGUACCACCUGGGUUCUGGACCAGAUGACCUUCAAAACUGUGAUCAUGGCUUCGGCUGUCAAAGAAAGGAAUAUUAGACUAAAUUUCAUUGACAACAUUAAAGUCUUCGAAAAGAUGAGCAGAUAUGAGAAAGUAAAGCUCUUAGACGGCCUUCAGGUCCAAUACUUCGAGUCAAGCGAUGUCAUCGUUAAAGAAGGAGAUGCAGGUGAAUACUUCUACAUCAUUGAAGAAGGCAAAGUAGAAUGUAUCAAAGAAGAUGGCAAGGAGAUUAUCAGAACUCUUGACCAAGGAGAUUACUUUGGAGAGCUGGCCCUCAUAGAGUCAGAACAAAAGAGGACCCUUACAGUAAAAGCUAAAAGCUUGUGUAAACUACUAGUCCUGAACAAGGACACCUUCUACAGAGUGCUUGGCUCAUUCUCAAAUUACUUGAAGAAGGAUUACAAAUUAUAA